Messenger RNA from Cryptosporidium muris RN66, 819 nucleotides. RefSeq names its product ATP-binding domain 1 family protein. The transcript has a single exon. The coding region runs from base 1 to 819 and encodes 272 amino acids. The record is from RefSeq and is a predicted model, not a curated record. Lineage: Eukaryota; Apicomplexa; Conoidasida; Eucoccidiorida; Cryptosporidiidae. Gene Ontology annotation, molecular function: GTPase activity.
AUGAAAUAUGCCCAACUAGUUAUAGGUCCUGCUGGAUCAGGUAAAUCUACAUAUUGUUCAAUUAUUCAAAAACAUUGUGAAGUAUUAGGUAGAUCCUGUCAUAUUGUUAACCUUGAUCCAGCUGCUGAAGAUUUUAGAUAUACAUGUUCAAUUGAUAUACGUGAAUUAAUUAGUCUAGAUGAUGUUAUGGAAGAGCUUCAUUUAGGACCUAAUGGUGGACAAAUAUUUGCAAUGGAGUACUUUAUUCAAAAUUUAGAUUGGCUUGAAGAAAAGCUUGAGAUUGGUUAUGGGGAUCAUCAAUAUAUUCUAUUUGAUUGUCCUGGGCAAAUUGAACUAUUUACACACCUACCAAUAAUGAAAAUAUUUAUAGAAUCACUUAAAAAUUGGGAUUUUAGGGUUUGUGGUAUUUAUUGUCUAGAUGUUGGAUUUUUAACUGAUGCAAGUAAAUUUGUAGCAGGAUCAGUAGCUACCUUGAGUGCAAUGGUACAACUAGAAAUAUUUCAUGUCAAUGUCUUAACAAAAUGUGAUCUAGUAGAAGAUGAGCAAUUAAUAUAUACAAUUUUACAGAAAGAUGCCAUUUCACUUGUCACAGAUUUAGAAAAAACAAUGCCAAUCCAUAUAAAACCUUUAAAUAUGGCUUUAGCAAAUUUACUAGAAGAUUAUAGUAUGGUGUCUUAUGUAUGUCUUAAACCUGAUGAUGAAGAUUCUAUUGGACAAGUAUUAUUAGCUAUUGAUAUGAAUUUUCAAUACUAUGAUGAUAAAGAGCCAAAUACAAAUUUUGACUUAGCAGAUAUAACUGGUAAUGAUGAUUUUGAAUAG